AGACUGUCAGCUUGUCACGCUUUCCUUCUGUGUAUUUAUUACGUGUAGCAUUUAAGAUAAAUCAUAAUACUUAAUAUCCUUUGUAUAAUUUCACUUUAACGCUAAGAUAAAACUAACACAAUGAGUACUAUAUUAGAGAAAAUUGCCGCUAUCGAGGCUGAGAUGGCCCGGACACAAAAAAAUAAAGCAACAGCGCUUCAUUUAGGCAUUCUGAAAGCAAGAUUAGCUAAAUUGAGGCGAGAAUUGAUUACACCUAAAGGCGGCGGUGGAGCUACAGGCGAAGGAUUUGAUGUUGCCAAGACUGGAGAUGCAAGAAUUGGUUUUGUAGGAUUUCCAUCUGUAGGAAAGUCUACUUUGCUCUCUAACCUAGCUGGAGUGUACUCGGAGGUAGCUGCAUAUGAAUUUACAACAUUAACAACUGUGCCAGGUUGUAUCAAGUAUAAAGGUGCUAAAAUACAGCUUCUCGAUCUUCCUGGUAUUAUCGAAGGUGCUAAAGAUGGUAAAGGUAGAGGUCGUCAAGUGAUAGCAGUGGCUCGCACAUGCAGUCUCGUUUUCAUCGUGCUUGACGUUCUCAAACCACUGCAGCACAAGAAACUACUAGAACAUGAAUUGGAAGGAUUUGGGUUGCGGUUAAACAAACAACCUCCAAACAUUCACUUUAGAAAAAAAGAUAAAGGUGGCAUCAAUUUGAAUACAACUUGUCCACAAUCCGAACUGGAUAUAGAAACAGUAAAAACAAUUUUAUCUGAAUAUAAGAUCCAUAAUGCAGAUAUAACUCUCCGAUAUGAUGCAACCAGUGACGACCUUAUUGAUGUUAUUGAAGGCAAUAGAAUUUAUGUACCCUGCAUCUAUCUGCUUAAUAAGAUCGAUCAAAUUAGUAUUGAAGAGUUGGAUGUUAUUUAUAAAAUUCCUCACUGUGUACCGAUCUCCGCCCAUCAUAAAUGGAAUUUUGAUGACUUAUUGGAAAAGAUGUGGGAAUAUUUGAAGCUUAUUAGAAUAUACACGAAGCCUAAAGGACAACUACCCGAUUAUAAUGCUCCUGUUGUGUUACAUGCGGAUAAAACUAGCGUUGAAGACUUUUGUAACAAGCUGCAUAGGUCUAUUGUGAAGGAAUUUAAAUAUGCAUUAGUAUGGGGUUCUUCUGUGAAACAUCAGCCACAAAAAGUUGGUAUAGAACAUAUCCUAGCAGAUGAAGAUGUUGUGCAAAUUGUUAAAAAAGUUUAAUGUGUGAAAGAAAUUGAUAUUUUUGAAACUAAGUGAAGUACGGAAAAGUAUAAUUAUAAGCAAUUGAAUUGUUGAGCGUUAAAACUGAGUAUUUACAUAAGUUGUAAUCAUUUUCACUAACCACUGCAAACAUAAAAUUUUAAAAUGUAAUAACCUAUUUUAAACUUGUCCCGGUUGU
Papilio machaon (common yellow swallowtail) is the source of this 1402-nucleotide messenger RNA. It is a transcript of the gene 128up, whose product is annotated as GTP-binding protein 128up. Lineage: Eukaryota; Metazoa; Arthropoda; Insecta; Lepidoptera; Papilionidae. The record is from RefSeq and is a predicted model, not a curated record. Bases 121 to 1224 code for a protein of 367 amino acids. The transcript has 7 exons. Gene Ontology annotation, molecular function: GTPase activity; GTP binding. Gene Ontology annotation, cellular component: cytoplasm. Gene Ontology annotation, biological process: cytoplasmic translation.